AUGACUGUCUUGAAAUUCGAAAAUUCUUUUUGGACUAGUCCUAACUAUGCUCCUGGCAUUAAAGUGCUGUAUGAUAAAUUAGAGCAAGGCAGAAUAGAGAAUGAAGAAAUUGUGGCAUUUUUUAAGGAAAGAAUCGCAAUUGAAGAAACAUAUGGCCAAAAACUUGUAGAGCUAGCAAACAGUAAUUAUAGAUCUGACGGCUUCAUGCUUGAUGAUGGCGCUUCAUUAAAACGUACUUUUGAAUCAUUAAAACAAGAAUGUAAAGUUUUGGGGGAAGCGCAUAUGGAAUUAGCCAAUAACAUGGCAGAAAUGGUGCUUCAACCCAUGUUGAAACAUACUGAAGAACACGGUAUGCGUUUACGUGCUAGUAAAGAAAAAAUCACCAAUAAUCUUAGAGCGUAUGGUCGUAUGACAAACGAGGUACAGAAGUCUCGAAUUAGUUACAUGGCGAAAUGCGAGACUGCCGAUCAAGCUGAAUUGGUGGCUGAUCGUGAAGCCAGAUUACGUGCAGCAGAAGAAAAAGGGAGAAUAAAAAAUUACAAUUCGUAUCCGGUAAUGAUAGUGAUCAUCUGUGGACAAACAUUCACCGAGGAGGAAUUAAUGAUGUUCUUUGCUCGGAUGCGAGCUGAUCUUCAAUCUCGUGAAUUAAAAAUUCCGAUACUUGGUCUAUAUAACGAGCUUUAUACGGGUGAGGAUAUUGCUAAUUGGCUGUUAAAUAAUAAUCCUGGAACGCGCACUUGGCGUGAAGCAGAAAAUUUCGGCCAAGAAUUGGCUGAUCAAGGUUUUUUACGACUGAUUGGUGCAAUUGGAAAUGCAUUUACCCCGAGUUCAUCACAUUAUUACCAAUGGCAAAAAAAAGCAUUUCAUCUUCGACAUUCAGAAGAAUCUUCAGUGAAUUGGGGAAGACUGGUUAAUUUUAAUGAAGAGGAACCCCCGGAAAAACGUGCGCGUAAAGAGGCACAAGAAGCUGAUGAUUCUUAUAGACACGCCGUUAGAAAACUGGAUAAGACUCGUCUUGUUCUUGAAGAGUCUAUGAUAGAUCAUAUGAAUUUCUUGGAACGUACUGAAGUUGAGAGAUUAAAUUCUAUAAAAACUUUUUUCAUUGAUAGUAUUAUUCCUAUGGUAGCUUUUUUAAAUUAUAGUGGCACCUUCAAUAGUGCAAUUGUUACGAUACAAUCCAUGUCUGAACGAUUAGUUAUUUAUCAAGAAGCGCUCCGACCAGAAACUGAUCUUCAGUUCAUGAUUGAACGUUAUCGAACCGGACCAUUUUGUCCUCGUGUUAUUAUUUAUAAUAACGCAUAUAAUGGAAGCGCAAAUGAUCAAACUUUUGGAGUUCCACUUGAGGAAAAAGCGAAACAUGAUUUGAAAUUUAUACCUCAAAUCGUCACAAAAUGUUUAAGUUGCAUUAAUAAAGGGACAGCAGGUUGGAGUGACUCUGACAAGAGGUCCCUGUGGUUAUCGUACAUGCCGCUCUCCAUAAUACAUGGUCUUCGCGAAGAGAUCAAUGAUGGUGGAAAAAUAAAACUCAAGAAAUUGCGCGAACAUGAUCUUCCAACUGUAAUAGGUGUUUUGAAGCUAUACUUUAUGGAACUACCGGAAUGCUUGCUUACGUUUGAGCUUUAUGAUGCUGUUAAAUUAUUAUACUCGACGAAUUUAGAAGAGCAUGAAGAAGCAACGCGUCGCGCGUCAAUAGGAAAUCUAAUAGUAACCUCCUUACCUGAAGGAAAUCUAUAUACUCUAGAUGUUUUUAUAUCUUAUAUAAAUAGCUUACUCGCGAAUUUGGGCGCGGAUGAUCCAUUCCCAACUGUGUUUUCUCAGAUAUAUGGUCCGAUUCUUUUGCGUCCACAAUAUGAUACUGCAUUGACUCUUUCAGACCGACACCCACAACGAUUGCUGAAGGACCUCAUAUUACAUUACAAUACCAUCUUCAAGCAAAAUGAACCUUGUGAUACUACUUCUAGUAUCGUGGCUGAGGUUGUGAGGCGUGGGUCAAUAAAUCGAGAUUCUACACAAUCCAUCAAAGCUGUGGAACGUUCGAAUCGUUAUAGUAGAACUAGAGAAAGCUUUUCACAAACCUCUAUUCGGAAUAGUAUAAUAGUUGAGGAACAGCAGAUUUCAAAAGAAACAACAAUCAUUAGUCCUGUGAAUGAUGAAGAUUCACCCGUCAAAGAGACCGAAAAUGUGCCUCCAAAUACAACAGAAGCAACUCUGAAAAAGAAGGAUGAACCAGAGAUGAUAAUAUUAUCUCAUAACCCUGAUUUAAUUGUGGACGAAACUCCAUUAACAUUGACCAUUAGUACCCCUGUAGAUUCAAAAAUAGACAAACCAAUAAGACAACAAUCGAUAGCGAUGAACGAACAAAUAGUUCCUCUGAUAGAAUCUACGCAAGAAAGACAAGAAUCGAUCGCAAUGAAUGAACAAGUAUCUCCUCUGAUAGCAGCUACGCAAGAAAGACAACAACCGAUCGCGAUAAAUGAACAAAUAACUCCAGUGAUAAAAGCUACCCAAGAAAGACAACAAUCGAUCGUGAUGAAUGAACAAGAAAUCGGAGAGCCAGAAUCUUAUUCGAUACUGUCUCCCUCGGAUUCUAAUUAUAGUCAGUCAUUUAGCGAGAGUCCUACUGAAUAUUAUGCUAAUGAAAAACAUAACAGAUCUAAUGUCUUAAGUCAAAAUCACAUUACUGUCAACAGUUCGGUAUCAACAAUUCGUCCUAUUGGACCUCGCCCAAAUCCAAUAGCCAAUGAUCCUCCGACAUCACCUAAUUCUCUCCGUCGAAAUUCCCGGCCAUUAGCGAAUUCUGGCGUCCGUCGUAAUAGGCGUCUUCAUGUAACCACGGGAUCACUUGACAAAAUUCAAGACUCUUCUGAUCUUGAAAAUCAUCAAAUAACCCAAAAUCCAGAAGCUACUUUUAUUCCAAACCCAGUUAUUAGUCCUCAGAAAAAUAUUCCUCGUUCAGAUAAAAUUUCUCGGCCACCUUCGGGAAGAUUCGCGAUUGCCAAACAGGCAUUUGUCGAUGAUUUACAAUCAUUGCAAAGUAGAAGAGAGUCUUCCGCUGCAGUUCAACUAAUAAAUCCAAAGUCUGAAGUAGCAAGGCGUGGUCAAGCACUUCAGCUCAACAUCACUGCGGCUGUUGGUUUGCAGGAUGUGUUGAAAUCGAACCUUGGGCCGAGAGGCACCAUCAAAAUGUUAGUUGAUGGAGCAGGGACCAUAAAGCUAACGAAAGAUGGUAAAGUGCUCUUAAGUGAAAUGCAAAUUCAAAAUCCAACGGCUGUAAUGAUAGCACGAGCAGCCACUGCCCAAGAUGAAAUCACGGGAGAUGGAACAACAUCUAUUGUAUUAUUAGUUGGAGAAUUGAUGAAACAAGCUGAACGAUAUAUAUCAGAAGGGCUGCAUCCGAGAAUUAUUACAGAAGGUUUUGAUUUGGCAAGAAAAGAGGCAUUAGAGUUUCUCGACAAAUUCAAAGUUCAACGAUCAAUCGAUCGAGAACUCUUAACAAAUGUGGCACGAACUUCACUACGUACCAAAGUACACACCACGCUAGCCGAUGCACUAACCGAAGCAGUCGUCGAUGCAGUUUUGGCGAUUAAACAUGAUGACGAGCCGAUCGAUUUACACAUGGUGGAAAUUAUGAAAAUGCAACACAAGAUCUCGACUGAUUCACGACUGAUUCGUGGACUUGUAUUAGAUCAUGGUGCACGUCAUCCUGAUAUGCCGAAACGUGUUGAGGACGCAUAUAUUUUGACGCUGAAUGUGUCGUUGGAAUAUGAAAAGAGUGAAAUCAACUCGGGCUUCUUUUACUCAUCGGCAGAGCAACGAGAAAAACUUGUACAAUCCGAGCGAAAAUUCACCGAUGAAAAAGUGCGAAAAAUCGUUGACUUGAAGAAUAAAGUAGUUGGAGACUCGAAAAAGGGAUUCGUGGUGAUUAAUCAGAAAGGAAUAGAUCCUUUGUCGUUGGAUAUUCUUUGCAAAAAUAAUAUUUUGGCUUUACGACGCGCUAAAAGAAGAAAUAUGGAAAGAUUGCAACUUGUGUGUGGUGGAGUCGCUCAAAAUUCUAUUGAUGAUUUAACGCCCGAAGUAUUAGGUCACGCUGGUCUCAUAUACGAACAUACUUUGGGUGAAGAGAAAUAUACGUUUGUUGAAGAUGUCAAGAACCCAAAAUCUGUAACUAUAUUAAUUAAAGGACCAAAUGCUCACACAAUUUCACAAAUCAACGAUGCUGUACGUGACGGUCUUCGCGCUGUAAAGAACGCCAUAGAAGACGAAACUGUUGUCCCUGGUGCAGGUGCAUUCCAAGUAGCACUCGCAGCCCACCUGACAAAAUAUAAAGAUUCGGUUAAAGGUCGUGCUAAGAUGGGAAUACAAGCAUUUGCAGAUGCAAUGUUAGUUAUUCCCAAAGUGCUUGCGCAAAAUGGAGGAUUUGAUGCGCAGGACACGAUUGUUGCGUUACAGGAAGAAUAUGCAGAUGGCCACGUAGUCGGGGUGGACCUUAAAACAGGGGAAACACUUGAUCCAGUGCUCGAAGGAAUUUGGGAUAAUUACCGAGUGGUGCGACAUAUGCUGCAUUCUUGCUCGGUAAUUUCGAGUAAUUUCCUGUUAGUCGAUGAAAUGAUGCGUGCAGGCAAAUCUAGUCUAAAAAAUGAUAAUGUUGGGAGUUAG
Molecule: messenger RNA, 4656 nt
Organism: Ambispora gerdemannii
Lineage: Eukaryota; Fungi; Glomeromycota; Glomeromycetes; Archaeosporales; Ambisporaceae
Source: the annotation of a GenBank genome assembly